UCUCCACCCGGCAGUCCGGAUCUGUGGUUCUUGGAUUUCGUCCCAUCGGAUUUGCCCUGGCGGCCCGCUUGAUCGAUCCUGCAGAGAUGCUCUCUGCCCUCCGUUGCCGGCUCGGUGCAAACCCAGCGCUUGCCCGGCGACUCGUUCAUUCCACCAUCGUUACCGAUCCCAAAAAUGCGCCGUCUCUGCGGCCGACCCCUCUUCUGUUUUUGAGCGGCCCUAUCCUGGACAAGACAUGCUGGCAGCACCAUAUGCAGCCCAUCUUUGAGCGACACGGCUACAGCACCAUACUCGCCGAUAUCGAUCCCCCUUUGCCAGAUGCGACUGGCAACACCAAUCUCGUCGACUAUUCGGUUGCAGAGCUGGCCAAGAUCGCUCGGGCAGCAGACUUUCCCCCGGCCAUUAUCGCACACGGCAUCCACUCUCUGACGCUGCUCCAUUUCCUCGAGUCGCACCCUGCUCGAGCUGCCAUUCUCCUCAACCCGUUCCCUCUGCCAUCGGCUCAGCCGCUUACUUCCUCAGCGCCGGCAACAGUCCAAACCGCCGUCGAGGAGUGCGUCAGGGCCGUCGCCCACCACCCGCUCCGGCCCAAGUUGUCGUCCUGGGUCACCAGCCACGGCAGCCAACCAAGCUGUUCGGCUGCGUUCGAUCUGCUCGCAGCAUUCCAUUCUCGCCCGCUGCUGCUCGAGCCGCAGAGCCUGAGUCGGUUCCCGUUUCUGGCGAUCGGAUAUGGAUCGACACAGGGCGACGGGCUCGUGCCAGGUGGCACUCUGUCACAGUAUCAGGACCGAUUCGACUGCGACACGGCCGACCUGGCCGACGAAAUGGGGUUGGUGGAGGGUGGCAUCCCGCACUUUGUGCAGCUCGACGAAAACCUCUCUGUGGCCUGUGCCCGAUCGAUUAUCGAGUGGCUGGAUGGAUACAAUCUCUGAACAGACUUGCUUCGUAAUACACGUCUCGUCGCUGGGUGCCCAGUGCACCCCCGAUCGCAAUCUGAUG
Messenger RNA from Polychytrium aggregatum, 999 nucleotides. RefSeq lists its product as uncharacterized. The coding region runs from base 87 to 932 and encodes 281 amino acids. Lineage: Eukaryota; Fungi; Chytridiomycota; Chytridiomycetes; Polychytriales. The transcript is spliced from 3 exons. The record is from RefSeq and is a predicted model, not a curated record.